Molecule: messenger RNA, 1287 nt
Organism: Didymella exigua CBS 183.55
Lineage: Eukaryota; Fungi; Ascomycota; Dothideomycetes; Pleosporales; Didymellaceae
Exons: 3
Source: RefSeq, a predicted model, not a curated record
GACAAUACUAUUAAGAAGUAUAAAGCUAGGUGGGUUGCUAAAGGCUUUCUACAAAAGUAUAGUAUAAACUAUAAAGAAACCUUUGCAUCUACUAGCAAGCCUAGCUUAAUUAGGCUACUUCUAUCUAUAUUUGCCUAUUUAGAUUGGGAAAUCUACACAUGGGAUGUAAAGCAAGCGUUCCCUAAUGCAGAUAUAGAUAUAGAUAACAUCUAUACGCAACUGCCUAUAGGCCUAGAAAAGUACAUACUACAACGAGCUAAAGAAGAGACUACAGAUAAAGAUCUUCUAAAAUCUAUUUGUACUGCUAUAGAAGAUAAGAACUACUCUACUAUAGUAUGCAAGUUAAACAAAGCUCUGUAUGGCUUGAAACAAGCUAGAUUUAGUAGUCUAAGAAUAGAUACUAGUAUAUUUGUGCACAAGGACAAGCCUAUAGUCCUAGCAACACAUGUAGAUAAUAUACUAGUAUUUGCAAAAGAUAUAAGCCUUGUACAGAGUCUCUAUAAAGACCUAACUACUACUUCUAAAUUAGAAGUUACAAAUCUAGGCGAGAUUAGAGAGUUCCUUGGUGUAGAGAUAAUUAGGGAUAGAAAGAAGAAGUCUCUAAUUAUAACACAAAGGAACUUUAUUGCUAAUAUACUUAAAAAGUAUAAUAAGCAAGAUAACUUGCCUAAAUAUAUACCUCUGCCUAUAGGUAGUCUAAUAUACUUAACAAUCUUUCCUAGGCCUGACCUAGUAUAUAGUGUUAACUACCUUGCUAGGUUUAUGUCUAAUCCUAGUCUAGAGCACUAUAAGUACCUAGACUAUGUCUUUAGUUAUAUUGUUAGGACUAAAGAUCUAGGAUUAGAUCUUACUCUAGAAUCUAAGCAGUCUGCUAGGACUUUAAAGCCUAUAAAUUUAGUAGGCAUAUCUGACGCAGAUUGGGGGGGUGAUCUAGAUUCUAGAAGGUCUACUAUAGGCAAUAUAUUUAGCUUAGAAAACGUGGCUAGUAGUAAAUACAUAGCUAUUAGCUGGCUUUCUAAACUACAAAAAAUAGUAGCUCUUAGUUCUGCAGAAGCAGAAUAUAUGUCCUUAAAGGAAGCUACUAAAGAAAGCUUAUAUCUACAAAAUGUUAUAAAGGAGCUGUUUAUUAAUAGCUCUACUAAAGACUACUCUAUAUUUAAUAAACUUAAUGUUAUUAAAACAGAUAGUCUUAGUGCUAUAGAACUAGCUAAAAACCCUAUCUAUCAUGCUAGGACUAAGCACGUAGAUAUAACUUAUCAUUUUGUUAGAGAAAACCUGCUAAGCUAA